This is a messenger RNA of Nicotiana tabacum (common tobacco), 2290 nucleotides long. Its product is annotated as labd-13Z-ene-9,15,16-triol synthase, chloroplastic-like. The record is from RefSeq and is a predicted model, not a curated record. Gene Ontology annotation, molecular function: monooxygenase activity; oxidoreductase activity, acting on paired donors, with incorporation or reduction of molecular oxygen; heme binding. Lineage: Eukaryota; Viridiplantae; Streptophyta; Magnoliopsida; Solanales; Solanaceae.
CCCUCGGCUCAAGGACAAAAUGAAUAUUCCAUAACUAAAAAUGCUGACAAAUAGAUUCAAUUUAGUUAGGGUAGAAGAAUAUGUGCUGGAAUUGCAGCUCCCCUCUCUUCUCUUUGCCUAGAAGGCCUAGGUGUCCGAUCCGUGGGUAAGCAAUCGCUAUUAUUAGAGGCGUGUUCUACCUCUAAGCUAAUAGCCCAUAGUGCAAGCCUCCCGUCAACCCAAGGUUUAUUGUUUUUUUAGUUUCUUCUCUGGCCGAGUGUGAAAAAUUAACUUUUGACCGGUGAUAUAAUAACUUGCUUCACUUAAAUUGUUUGAACUUCCUGAUGCAGAGAAUUUAAACCUGAAAGAAAAGCUGCACGUUGUGUUAAAGGAGACACCUUCGGUUGCAGUCCCACUGCCAAGAUUAUCUUCGUCAAUAGUAUAUGGUCAAAUAUUGUGUCUUCUGGAAACUUUCUAAGAACCCAAAUUCUGGCUGCAGAAAGUGAGAACAAUAAUUCAACUAAGACAUGAUAUAAUUGUAAUAAUAAUAUGCUGAGGAGGACAUUUGACCUGAUCCAUUAUAAGUAGAAAGUGCUGAAACAAUUUAACCAAUUAACCAUGGCUUCAGCACAAUCAAACCAGCUUUGUCUUGCAGCUCUCACCAUUGGAAUUGUAUUCCUGACAAUUUUAUGGUACAGAUGGACAAAAAAUAUCUCAUACAAAGAAGGUCCCAAGUUGCCACCGGGGCCUCGUGGCCUUCCAAUUGUGGGAUUUUUACCAUUCCUCCGCCCCAAUUUGCACCAUCAACUUACAGAAUUGUCUCAACAGUAUGGUCCAAUAUACAAGUUCUGGCUAGGAAGCAAACUAUGCGUUGUGUUGAAUUCACCAUCCUUAGCCAAAGAAGUGGUUCGUGAUCAAGACUCAGUUUUUGCUAACCGUGACCCUCCAAUAGCAGGAUUGGCAGCCACAUAUGGUGGAGUAGACAUUGGAUUUUCUCCCUAUGGCUCCUACUGGCGUGAUAUGCGCAAACUGUUUGUGAGCGAGAUGCUAAGCAACAGUAACCUUGAGGCUUCUUAUGGUUUACGGACACACGAGGUCAGAAAGACAAUCAAAAAGGUGCAUACCAAGAUUGGAAAUCCCAUUGACAUUGGAGAAUUGGCUUUUGUAACUCAGAUGAAUGUAGUCAUGAGUAUGAUCUUCGGCAGCAAAUUUGUAGAGGAGAAGGAGAAGCAUGGAAAAGAUGGAUCAGCUGAGUUCAAGGAAGUGGUGAUAAAAGUUUUUCAAGUAUUGGGAAAGCCAAACAUAUCAGACUUCUUUCCUAUGCUUGCCAGGUUUGACUUACAAGGAAUACAGAAAGAGAUGAAGGCUCUUUCAAAGUCAGUUGAAAGUAUAUUAGACCCUGCCAUAAACGAACGCAUGAAGAUGCUUUCCGACAAAAGAGAGGGUGAAAUCCAGGUGAAUGGGAAGAAGGAUUUUGUGCAGAUCUUAAUAGAGCUAAUGAAGCAGAAAGACAUUGGGAUAUCACUGGACUUGGUGAAAAUAAAGGCUAUGUUGGUGGAUAUUGUGAUUGGUGGAACUGACACUGUAAUCACAACAGUCGAAUGGGUAAUGGCGGAGCUUCUGAAUAAUCCGGAGAUAAUGGCAAAGGUGCAACAAGAAUUGAGAAAUGCUGUAGGGAUGAAUAACAUUGUUGAAGAAUCUCACUUGCUGAAACUACACUAUCUUGAUGCAGUUUUAAAGGAGACGCUACGUCUGCACCCUGCAUUACCACUGCUUAUCCCUAAGCGCCCGAACAAAUCUGCAACUGUAGGAGGAUACAAAAUACCUGAGGGAACUAAAGUAUUCUUGAAUGCUUAUGCGAUUCAUAGGGAUCCUCAAGAGUGGGAAAAUCCAUUGGAAUUUCAGCCUGAAAGGUUCUUGAAUCACUCUACAAAUUUAAACUAUUCUGGCAAUAAUUUCAAGUACCUUCCAUUUGGAUCAGGGAGGAGAAUUUGUGCUGGCCUUCCUUUAGCAGAGAAAGUGCUUAUGUUUGUAUUGGCUUCAUUGCUGCAUUCCUUUGAUUGGAAACUCCCAGAGGGCGAAAAUGUUGACCUUUCGGAUGGAUUUGGACUUGUCAUCAAGAAAAGCAAGAGCCUAUUCGCCAUCCCUAUGCCCAGGUUACCACAUUUAGAACUCUAUCAGUAAAACCAAGAAACCAUAAGGAAGAUGAACUAGAGAUUUUGAAGAAAGGGGCUUGACAUGACUUUAUCCACUGGUUGUAAUAUUUAUAAGAUCAAAGUGAAAUAUUGGACAAUAGGUAAAUGAAGUUCAA